This is a messenger RNA of Paramormyrops kingsleyae, 1837 nucleotides long. RefSeq lists its product as uncharacterized. NCBI's taxonomy places the organism in Eukaryota, Metazoa, Chordata, Actinopteri, Osteoglossiformes, Mormyridae. The record is from RefSeq and is a predicted model, not a curated record. Gene Ontology annotation, biological process: regulation of transcription by RNA polymerase II. Gene Ontology annotation, molecular function: DNA-binding transcription factor activity, RNA polymerase II-specific; RNA polymerase II cis-regulatory region sequence-specific DNA binding.
CCGACUAAUAAGCAGGGCCGUAGAAACCGGCGGAACCUGUGCUCCCAAUGUUUAAUUUGGAUUAUUUCAUUCAUCUCCCCCCCAAAUUAUUUGCAUUUCCACUCCGCCCAAUAUCAAAUUCUCUCUUACGCCUUUGCUAAUAAGGGAACGCAAUCUGCGCACUAUUAAUGCCCAUCCCGAAAACUAAACGUGAUGUUUUUGUCCGUACCUGGUGCAUCGCGGGUAACGGAGAAGCGGGAACCAGAGGCGCUGAUCUCGAAAAUGAGUUCCAUGUCCCAACAGCAAGAGGAGUUGGUAUUCUUCCUUGUUUCUGAUUGGCUUGCAGGUAAUAUUCCAGUCAGUAUAUUGGUUGUAGAUGAAGAUGAGGAAGAUUGCCGGGCUUUGGGUCAAAGAUCAACGGGCAAGAAGACAAAUAAGCCAUUUGAGAAAGAUAGGAGUCCUCAGUUAGAGGAACACCCAACGCUGAGGUCGCCGGGGGAAUCCAGAGGCGCAAGUAGAAGGACCAGUAAAGGGCGACACGAAGGUGGCGCCCCCUGUAGGCAGGCUGUGGAGGGGAACACGGAGAGCCCUGCUCAAGCUACUGAGAUGAACAGUACAGAGCGUCAGCUGAGAGACCAUAGAUCUUGCCCAGUCCGUGACUGUUCCUCCCCCAGAGCGGACUCUGUCCUCGUGAGGUGUGUGGGUAAGAGCUCUGUGGGCUCCCUGCUUUGUGACCGUGUCACUCCUGUGGUCAGAGAGUUCAAGGAGGAUCAAUCAAGCACUUCGAGAUGCAAGUCUGAGUGGAGCGUAAGUGGCCUGGGCAGCAUGACGCGUAGAUAUAGCUGCCAGCAAUGCCUUUAUGUCACCUCCCGCUCCGACAGUCUGGCCUGCCACAUGAGGAUUCACACUGGUGAGAAGCCCUAUGGAUGUCAGGACUGUGGCCGUGCUUUUCGGACCCGCAGUGAACUGAAUCGUCACCGUCACCCCAAAACGUUGCAGUGUGACGUCUGCGAGUAUGCCACAAAUAGGCUAGACCACCUGAAGAUCCACAGGCGGAUCCACACAGAUGAGCGGCCCUGUGUUUGUGCCAAAUGUGGGCUGGCCUUCCGGACCUCGAGCCACCUCACGCGGCACAAGCAAAUUCAUGGGGACAAGUUGGAUUGAUGGGGAGGUGACGUUUUAUACGUCUGGAAUGUUCUCACGCUAUAAAACUGUUCUGGGGGGGGAUUAAAGUCCUGCUUUUGGGUUCGACAUCAGAUCAUAACCUCAGGGAAUGAAGCUUUAAAUGUCCUAACAUGCAGAUGCACAUCUCCUUUGUCUCCUCUGAAAGUAAUUACUUAAAUUGCACAUCUUUUAAUAUUUUGAAGUGCAUUGCUUUUGUUGUGGUAUCCCUGACGUGAAGGUCCUUCUCAUCUCGUCUGUGAUGAAACAGAUUUUGAUUGCUUUAGGAGAAUUUUCUGUUGUCCACUUUGUUAUAAAGUAUACUUCUCAUGCCAUUGCAGUAUUUUAAUAAUCUGCAGAGGAAUAUAAUUAUGAUUCACGCUUCAUAUUAAUUUCUAUAUUCUUUGAAACCAGCUCACUUAUGUGUGGUGACGAGUUUGGGUCACAUCAUCGGUGCACAUCUGUAAUCUCUUCCCUCAUGCAGGGCAUUUCUGACAAAGCUUUGUGCUGAAUACUUUUUGGUUUUCACUUCUAAAGCGAAUAAUGUCUGUAGCUGAAAAUGUACAAGACAAAAUUCGAGUUCAGUGUCUGGCUGCAGAGUAAUUAUUAUCAUCUUUUGCAGGACAUGAGAGCUGCUUGCUAGACAGGGUUUGUUACAGCAGUUGCCACGAGUCGACAAAUAAAAUACUUGCAAUUA